CUGCAAUCACCUAUUCAACAACGAGCACUUCAUCGAGGAGGCGGAGACAGAGCGCGACCAUUCAACCAACCGACCAUGCCUCACGCGGACAGCAGUCUCGUCCCUAAUGAUCUGAAAUCCAAGACAGAGUUCUACGCCCAUGUCCACUCUUCUCUCGAAGCGUUACUUGGAGAGUCAAGAUAUUGGGUAUCCAACCUAGCUCAAACCGCUUCACUUCUCUACCACGCUUACCUCUCUUCUCCCCUCUACGGUCUUCACGAAGGAUCGUCCCAUGUUCCAGUGAUCAACUGGGUUGGAUUCUACCUUUAUAACCCAUCAUGCCUACCUUCCUCAUCGACCCCUACUCCGACCCCUGUCCCAUUAGGCCCGUACCAUGGUCGACCAGCCUGCGUGGAGUUCGUACCGAGAUCAGGGAAGGGAGUUUGCGCAGACGCAUUCACCAGCGGAAAGCCUGUACUUGUUCAGGAUGUGCAUGCGUACCCUGGGCAUAUCGCAUGCGAUGGGGAUACAAUGUCGGAAAUCGUAUUACCUUUGGUGAUUAGUUCAAGCUCUGAGGAUCGAGUCAUUGGCGUAUUGGAUCUUGACUCGACAGUGUUGCAUACUUUCAACGAGGAGGACAGAGAGGGUUUGCAGAAAAUCGUCGAGUUGUUGAGGACGGCAUGCGAUUGGAAGUAAGCAGGGUCGAAUCCACAAUGAAGCACAUAACAUAUCAUACAUCCAUAAUAGCAUUGCAUUGCAUGGUUCCAGCGUGGCCCGUAGUCCU
Kockovaella imperatae is the source of this 763-nucleotide messenger RNA. Its product is annotated as GAF domain-like protein. The transcript has 5 exons. Gene Ontology annotation, molecular function: protein binding; L-methionine (R)-S-oxide reductase activity. The coding region runs from base 76 to 675 and encodes 199 amino acids. NCBI's taxonomy places the organism in Eukaryota, Fungi, Basidiomycota, Tremellomycetes, Tremellales, Cuniculitremaceae. Gene Ontology annotation, cellular component: cytosol. The record is from RefSeq and is a predicted model, not a curated record.